GACUACUCACUAAACAUGGCUGAAGUAAGGGAAUUAACCCAGAAAUUCCACCCAGACAUUGUCAUUGUAGAAUCAGGGGGAGACAAUCUUGCCGCCAACUUCUCCCGAGAGCUGGCAGACUACAUCAUCUACAUCAUCGAUGUCUCAGGAGGAGACAAGAUUCCUCGGAAGGGUGGGCCAGGGGUCACGCAGAGUGACCUUUUGGUGGUCAACAAGACAGACCUGGCUGAAGCAGUUGGAGCAAGUCUAGAGGUGAUGUCUCGUGACGCCAAGCUGAUGCGUCAGGACGGACCCACGUUGUUCACUCAGGCCAAACACGGGGUGGGCGUUGCGGAAGUGGCGGAUCACAUCAUGGCUGCCUGCAGACGACAGAGUGGGCAAAGUAGGGCUUCACCAUAAUCUCUCGAGGAUAGACGCUUUCAUUUUCAUCUCUUCAGUCGUUUUGAGUUUGUUUGGGAUUUUUUUUUUCAAAUUUUUGUUGUAUCUUUGUUUUUCUUACGCCUGCAGUCUAUUUUCAUCUCUUCAGUUGUUGUUUGAUUGUUGUUGUUGUUUUUCCAAAAUGUGUUUGUAUCUGUGAUUUUCUUACGUCUUCAGUCUAACAUGCACACAGCAAGAUCUGUUGAACGUGGAAGUCUUGUUUUUUGCGUACGAAUUUCGCUAUAUACGUAUUUUGAAUACAAAGAAUAUCUACAUGUAAGAACAGACAGGGGAAUCAAGAAGGUUUUAUUUGUCCUCAGUUUGCGGAGUUGAUGCUGCCUGAAGUUAGAGAAUGCCAUUAGUAGGCGCUACUUGUUUUUUCUUUCCUUCCUUUUUUGUUUGCUAAUGUUAUUUUUCUGUUGCUGUUUUUUGUUUCGUUUUGUUGUUUUUUAUCUGUUUGUUUGUUUGUUUGUUCGUUUGUUUGUUUGUUUUUUUUGGCUUUUGUUUUUGUUUUGUUGUUUUUCUUUUCUUCAGUUCCAUAUUUCCGUUAUCGUAUCCAUGGUUUUAUCAUUACACAAUACUGUAUUCCAAGGAUAAGUUGUGACUCAAACCAUGCAUACAUGCAUGUACAUGUAUACGUGUAUACAUAAGGAAAAACAACUACAGUGAAGUCCGCUUUUUUUUUCAAAAUAAUUUUUUUUCUUUUAAGAAAAUAAUAAUGAAACAAAA
Messenger RNA from Aplysia californica (California sea hare), 1146 nucleotides. RefSeq names its product urease accessory protein UreG. The record is from RefSeq and is a predicted model, not a curated record. Gene Ontology annotation, molecular function: GTPase activity; nickel cation binding. Lineage: Eukaryota; Metazoa; Mollusca; Gastropoda; Aplysiida; Aplysiidae.